This is a messenger RNA of Zophobas morio, 1584 nucleotides long. RefSeq lists its product as uncharacterized. The transcript is spliced from 14 exons. The coding region runs from base 1 to 1551 and encodes 516 amino acids. The record is from RefSeq and is a predicted model, not a curated record. NCBI's taxonomy places the organism in Eukaryota, Metazoa, Arthropoda, Insecta, Coleoptera, Tenebrionidae. Gene Ontology annotation, biological process: acetate metabolic process. Gene Ontology annotation, molecular function: acetyl-CoA hydrolase activity; acetate CoA-transferase activity.
AUGUCAGCCAUAUUAAACUCUCGUAUUUGCAGAGAACCAUUUAAAAGACUUAUUGUCAAGCCUGAAGAAACAAUUAAGUUUUUUAAAAACGGGCAGUCAGUCGGAUGGAGCGGAUUCACUCCUUCGGGCUACCCCAAAGCCGUUCCUAUCGCUUUAGCAAACCAUGUUAAAGAAAAUAAUCUCCAAGGUAAACUGAGAUUUAAACUACUUUCUGGAGCGAGCGUUGGUUCGGAAACUGCAGAUAUUUGGGCUGAACUUAAUAUGAUAGAAUCUUAUAUGCCUUAUCAGUCCGGUAAAAAUCUUAACAAAGCCAUCAAUAAAGGGCUUAUAGCUUUUCAAGAUAUUCAUUUAUCCAACUUUCCGGAUGCUCUGAUCAACGGGCAUUAUAAAUCUAAUAUAGACAUCGCCAUUAUUGAAGCCACAGAGAUCACUAAGGAAGGGGGAAUUAUUCUUGGAGCUGCUGGCGGAGUAGCGCAGGAAGUCUGCGAUCUCGCUGAAAAAGUGAUAAUAGAAGUUAAUACUUCCAUUCCUUCUUAUAGAGGAGUGCAUGAUAUUGUUCAAAAUCCAGCUCCGCCCUCCCGCUUUCCAUUUUUGAUUACUCGAGUCGAUGAUCGAAUCGGAAAACCACAUGUUGUUGUUGAUCCCGAAAAAAUUAUUGCAAUUGUUGAAAGCACCCAUUACGAUAAUGGACGCCCUUUGUCCGAACCGAAUGACUCUAGCUUAAAAAUUGCUGAGCAUAUUAUUAACUUUCUGGAAGAAGAAGUUUCUAUGAAGCGUUUACCUCAAAAUCUCUUAUCUUUGCAGUCAGGAGUUGGAAAUAUUGCGAACGCCGUGAUAUCCGGGUUGGCCAGUAGCAGAUUUGAGAACGUGACCAUGUGGACGGAAGUUCUGCAGGAUACAGUGUUAAACUGGUUUGACACAGGAAAGCUGAGAUUUGCGUCCACCACUGCCGUUUCCCUUUCCGUUCCCGGCUUUCAAAGAUUUUAUAAGAAUUGGGACCACUACGCACCAAAAAUUAUAAUACGACCGCAAUUUAUUUCUAACCAUCCAGAAAACAUCCGCCGACUUGGCGUCAUUGCGAUGAACACACCAAUAGAAAUUGAUAUAUACGGCCAUGUGAACUCUUCCCAUGUGAUGGGAUCACGAGUCAUCAACGGUAUUGGCGGAAGCGGCGAUUUUCUACGGAAUUCUUUUCUCUCUAUUACGCAUACGCCGUCUAUCCGACCCACGCCUUCCGAUCCAACCGGCAUCUCCUGCUUUGUGCCUUUUUGCUCGCAUAUCGAUCAUACCGAGCACGAUGUGCUUAUUUACGUUUCAGAACAGGGCUUAGCUGACUGUCGCAGACUCGAUCCGCGGGCACGUGCACGUGCCAUCAUUACUAACUGCUCCCACCCGGAUUAUAAAGAACAACUUUUGAGUUAUCUUGAAAUGGCCGAGUCUGAAUGCGAGCGGACGGGCUCCAUGCACCAGCCGCACAUGUUACGCAAAGCUUUUUUAAUGCAUCAAAAUUUUUUAGAAAAAGGAACCAUGAAGUUGUCCACGUGGAACUGAAAUAUCCUCUGCAAAUCAAUUUUUUUAUUUGUC